This is a messenger RNA of Pteronotus mesoamericanus, 1812 nucleotides long. RefSeq names its product serine/threonine-protein kinase STK11-like. Gene Ontology annotation, cellular component: cytoplasm; nucleus. Gene Ontology annotation, biological process: activation of protein kinase activity; signal transduction; positive regulation of vesicle transport along microtubule. Lineage: Eukaryota; Metazoa; Chordata; Mammalia; Chiroptera; Mormoopidae. Gene Ontology annotation, molecular function: protein kinase activator activity; ATP binding; protein serine/threonine kinase activity. The record is from RefSeq and is a predicted model, not a curated record.
CCCAGGGUCCCUGUGGACACGCCGGCCCGACCUGGAGCUGCCAGGUCGGGUCGCACUUGCGACGCUGCUCCCCGUCGGAUGCCCGGGCCUCGGACCAGGCACGCCUCUUGAACUCACGUUUAGUACAAUCGUUUCUUUUCGAAGAAGGGUUUUUCUCUCUUUCUUUUUUUCCUUUUGCGUUUUUGUUGACUUUACUUUUUCUUUCUUUUCUUUUUCUUUUCUUUUUUUUUUUUUUUUUUGAGAAGGGAAUCUGGGGUAGGGGGGACAAAAAGAAGAACCGCUCACCGGGGCAUCCAUAAAGGGCAUUAAGGGACCGCCGGCGGCGCGAAUCGGAGGUCUUGGGUCCAGAAUGGAUGUGGCAGACCCGCAGCAGCUGGGCAUGUUUACAGAGGGCGAGCUGAUGUCGGUGGGGAUGGACACAUUCAUCCACCGCAUCGACUCCACCGAGGUCAUCUACCAGCCCCGCCGCAAGCGCGAAGCUCUUGGCAAGUACCUCGUGGGGGGGCCUGCUGGGGGGGGUCUACGGCAAAGUGAGGGGUGCUGGACUCCGGAGACGUUGUGCAGGAGAGCCGUCAAAAUCCUCAAGAAAAAGAAGUUGAGAAGGAUCCCCAAUGGGGAAGCCAACGUAAAGAAGGAAAUUCAGUUGCUGCGGAGGUUGCGGCACAAAAACGUCAUCCAGCUCGUGGAUGUGCUGUACAAUGAGGAGAAGCAGAAGAUGUAUAUGGUCAUGGAGUACUGCGUGUGUGGCAUGCAGGAGAUGUUGGACAGUGUGCCCGAGAAGCGGUUCCCCGUAUGCCAGGCUCAUGGGUACUUUUGCCAGUUGGUGGAUGGUCUGGAGUACCUGCACAGCCAGGGCAUUGUGCAUAAGGAUAUCAAGCCGGGCAAUCUGCUGCUUACCACCAGUGGCACGCUCAAGAUCUCUGACUUGGGUGUGGCUGAGGCCCUGCACCCUUUUGCUGAGGACGACACGUGCAGGACAAGCCAGGGCUCCCCAGCGUUCCAGCCACCUGAGAUUGCCAAUGGCCUGGACACUUUCUCUGGCUUCAAGGUGGACAUCUGGUCGGCUGGCGUUACCCUAUACAACAUCACAACAGGCCUGUACCCCUUCGAAGGGGACAACAUCUACAAGUUGUUUGAGAACAUCGGGAAAGGGGACUACACGAUCCCAGGUGACUGCGGUCCCCCACUCUCGGACCUGCUGAAAGGGAUGCUGGAAUAUGAGCCGGCUAAGAGGUUUUCCAUCCAGCAGAUCAGGCAGCAUAGCUGGUUCCGGAAGAAGCACCCACCAGCUGAGGAGCUGGUGCCCAUCCCGCCAAGCUCAGACUGCAAGGACCGGUGGCGCAGUAUGACUGUGGUGCCCUACCUGGAGGACCUUCAUGGCUGUGCUGAUGAUGAGGGGGACGAGGACCUCUUUGACAUCGAGGAUGACAUCAUCUACACUCAGGACUUCACAGUGCCUGGACAAGUCCCAGAAGAAGAGGCCAGUCAGAACGGACAGAGUUGGGGCCUGUCCAAGACCAUGUGCAUGAAUGGUACUGAUUCGGCGCAGCUGAGCACCAAAUCAAGGGCAGAGCGCCGGGCCAGUGCAGUCUCCAACCCUGCCCGCAAGGCCUGUUCUGCCAGUGGCAAGAUCCGUCGGCUGUCAGCCUGCAAGCAGCAGUGAGGGCGGUUGGCUGUAGCCCAUCUCUGGGAGUCCUGGCCAGAUGCCAUGGCCCGGGUCCUCAGUCUUCCCGACGACUGCCGGCCCACUGCCCACCGCCCAGGAAGGCCACUGCCAUACCCUUCGUGCUGACCACUCCUCCGGAAGCCAGG